AUGGCAGGCUUCAUCCAGAAACUUGGAGGCUAUCCUCGUCUGCUACUUGCAGGAAAUCCCACAACACGCGACAUAGGCACAUUGUUACUCGGAAUCAUAAGUUCAAUAGCAGCUGGAGUACCAUUUCCAAUCAUCGGUAUCCUGUUCGGUCAACUUCUGGAUGACUUCAACGCUGCGACUUGCGACCAAGCAACAGAUGCUGGAGAUGGCGACCAAGGAAGCAUCAACAGCACUAUUCUGAUCAUCUUCUACCUGGCAAUUGCUCAAUUCGUCUGUAUCUACGUGCAUUUGACAUGCUGGACUCUGAAUGGUGCUAGGCUAGCACAGAGACUUCGUGAGAGCUAUCUCCAAAACUUGCUCAGACAGGAGCCAUCAUUCUUCGACAAUCUACCCCCAGGAGAGGUCGCAUCCAGACUCCAUGGAGACAUCCAGACUAUCCGCUCUGGUACCGCUGAAAAGGUCGGCAUCUGUCUUUCCAGUCUAUCCUUCUUUGUCACAGCAUAUAUCGUAGCAUUCAUCAAGGACUGGAAAUUGGCUGCAGAAUUGCUUUCUCUGAUUCCGGCUUACUUCAUCAUGUCCAUUGUUGGAAGUCACUACAUCGAGAAGUACUCUGGUAUGGUCUCUGACUAUGCUGCAUCUGCCGCAUCUAUUGCUUCCGAGGCGCUGAAUAACAUCAUGGUUGUCCAAGCUUUUGGUGCCAACGCUCGCCUGGAAAAGAAGUUCUCGGAUGCCCUCAGAUCAUCUGAGCGCGAAGGUAUUAAAAAGGCUACUGCUGUCGGUAUCCAAAGUGGUGUCCUGUACUUUGUCGCAUAUGCUGCCAACGGUCUUGCUUUCUGGCAAGGAAGCAAGCGUAUCGCAGACUCGGUUGAGGGUAAAGCUGGAGGCACCACUGUGGGUGCCACUUUCACCGUCAUCUUCAUCCUGAUUGAAGCUACUCUGCUUCUCAGUCAGGUUGCACCUUUUGUCCAUCUUUUCUCGGCAGCUGUUGGUUCAUUCAACAAGCUCCGUGGAGACAUCGACCGUGAACCUCUAAUCGAUGGACACACCAAGUCCGGUCUUGCACUUCCUGAAUCUGGAGUUGGUUUCGAGUUCAAGGAUGUCUCAUUUACAUACCCAUCAAGACCCGAAAUCACCGUCCUCGACAAGAUCAGUCUCUCGAUUCCCGCCAACAAGCAUACCGCACUCGUCGGCCUCUCUGGUAGCGGCAAGUCGACUAUCGCUGGCCUAGUGAGCAGACUGUACGAUCCUACCGAAGGUCAGAUCACAUUUGACGGCCAGGACGUCCGUACGCUCAAUGCUCGCGACCUUAGAAGCUUCAUGAGCUUAGUCCAGCAGGAGCCCUCGCUUCUUGAUCGCUCUCUUCUCGAGAAUAUUGCGCACGGUCUGAUCAACUCCAGCGAUCCCGACCACGCACACUUCAGAGACAUCCUCCUCGGCUCUGACCUUGCAGACGUUGCUGCAGAAAUUCGUGAAGGCACCGACCUCAUGGCUGCGGCAGAGAAGCGCGGCCCAGCUGUCGUCGAAAUCACCGUCUUGGUCAAGAGAGCUGCGACACUUGCAGAUGCAGAUCAAUUCAUCGUUGCUCUUCAACAAGGCUAUGGUACAGUCGUUGGCUCCAGCGGACGUCUCAUCAGUGGUGGUCAGAAGCAGCGUAUCGCUUUAGCGAGAGCUCUUGUCAAAAACCCUGCUGUGCUAAUUCUCGAUGAAGCCACUGCCUCUCUUGACUCAAGGAGCGAGCAACGCAUUCAGCGUGCAAUCAAUAGCAUUACCAGCGGAAGAACUGUCAUCACUAUUGCUCACCGUUUGGCCACUAUUACUGCUGCAGACAACAUCAUCUGCAUGCACAAAGGACACAUUCUUGAGCAGGGUACUCAUUCCGAGCUGAUGGUAGCUGGUGGAACCUACGCCGACAUGGUCAAGAUGCAGACUCUUGGAAACAUGUCGGACUCAAAGAAUGCCGGCGUUGGCACCGAUAGCAUCAGUGUGUCUGAUCGCACCUCAAUUGGCGAUAUCGAGAAGAAGAGCAUGUACGAAGACGAGAUGAACGCCGAGAAGGCAGAGUUGUCGGCCACUGAGACCCCUGUCAGAAAUUCUGGAGAGGAUGAAGAGGACGAAGAGCUUCCUGUACCUCCCAAAACCCUCUGGGACCUGGCAAAAGGUUACGGGCCAGCACUGAGACCGCACAUACUUUAUAUACUCGUAGCCUUCAUCGGCUCUGUCUGCGUUGGUGGUGCGUUCUCUGGUGAAGCAGUCAUCUUCGGUAACACUGUCGGCAGUCUGAACCCUUGCCACAGUCCCAGCAGAAUCCGCAAUCGUGGUAAUUUCUACGGUCUCAUGUUCUUCAUCCUUGGCAUCAUCGAGUUCUUUGCCAACUUGGUCAGUUGGACUGGUUUCGGUUGGGUUUCGGAGAAGGUCGUAUACACUGUCAGAGUCUUGUCGUUCAGAUCGUUGUUCGAACAAGAUUUACAAUGGCAUCAGUCAGAGGGUCGUACACCUGCCCUGCUUCUCUCGUACAUCACCAGAGAUGGUAACGCUUUGGCUGGCUUCAGUGGUUCUGUCGUCGGCACUCUGUUUUCUAUCACGGUCAAUCUCAUCGCUGCCAUCAUCCUCACUCACAUAAUUGCCUGGAGAAUCGCCUUGGUGUGCUUGUCUCUUGUACCGCUACUCCUCGGAGCCGGUCUCAUGGAGCUCCGUAUCUUGGGCAAGUUUGAAGAAAAGCACGAGACUGCCUACACCAAGUCAGUCGACAUCGGUGUUGAAGCUAUUACCUCAAUCAAGACUAUUGCUUCUUUCUCGCUCGAAGAAGAGAUUCUGCGAACGUACAGACGAUCUCUCAAGGGACCUCGUAAGGACACUCUCAGCGUCACCCUGCAGGCCAGUCUUUGCCAGGCUAUCACCUACUUCCUUGGUAAUUGUGUCAAUGCACUUGCCUACUGGUGGGGCUCCAAGCAGAUCUUGAACGGCAACUACACUCAAACACAGUUCCUGAUUGUCGUCUUCUCGCUCCUUGUUGGAGCGCUACUGUGGUCACAAAUGUUCGCUCUGGCGCCUGAGAUCUCUGCUGCACGCAACGCGAUGGCUAGAAUCUUGAGCUUGAUCCAGAUCGGCAAGGACAAGAUGGCCGGCAAUGUUCGUCCUAUUGACAUGUCGUUGGAGGACAACAAUGUCGAAGCUAUGGCUGAGACGAAGACCUCGCAUCUGACAAACAACAAGGCUUCCAGCGUUGAGAUGCGAGAUGUUCACUUCUGUUACCCGGCACGACCGGAUAUUAAGGUCAUGAAUGGACUCAAUAUCCACAUCAAGCCUGGUCAGUUCGCUGCUCUCGUUGGCCCAAGUGGUGCUGGCAAGUCGACUGUCGUCUCUCUGGUUGAGCGUCUUUACGUACCUCAGUCAGGCUCGGUGCUUAUCGAUGGUCUCGAUGUGACAAAGACUCGCGACACUUCCUUCCGCGACAGUAUUGCUCUGGUGCCUCAAGAGAGCGUGUUGUUCGAAGGAAGCGUAGAGUUCAACAUCGGCCUGGGUGCCCGUCCUGGUCACACCGUCAGCAAGGAAGAGAUCAUUGAGGCUUGCAAGCUCGCCAACGUACACGAGGUCAUUGCGGCCCUACCAGAGGGCUACGACACUCUCUGCGGACCCAACGGCAGUCAAUUCUCCGGCGGUCAAAAGCAACGGUUGUCCAUCGCCCGCGCUUUGGUCAGAAACCCGAAGCUUCUCAUUCUCGAUGAGAGUACAAGUGCUCUAGACGCUGAGAGCGAGAGGCUGUUGCAGGAGGGCUUGGACAAGACGAAGGCUAAAGGCAUUACGGUAAUUGCUAUCGCGCAUCGUCUGCACACAAUCAAAAAGGCAAAUGUGAUCUUCUUGAUUGAGGCAGGAAGAUGUGUCGACAGCGGUUCUCAUGAAGAGCUGUUGGAGAGAAGUCUGGACUACCGCGAGUCGGUGAUGCAUCAGACAGUGGCGACGGAUUAG
Molecule: messenger RNA, 3966 nt
Organism: Aureobasidium subglaciale EXF-2481
Lineage: Eukaryota; Fungi; Ascomycota; Dothideomycetes; Dothideales; Saccotheciaceae
Exons: 1
Coding region: 1-3966 (1321 amino acids)
Biological process (GO): transmembrane transport
Cellular component (GO): membrane
Molecular function (GO): ATP binding; ABC-type transporter activity; ATP hydrolysis activity
Source: RefSeq, a predicted model, not a curated record